Molecule: messenger RNA, 1218 nt
Organism: Triticum urartu
Lineage: Eukaryota; Viridiplantae; Streptophyta; Magnoliopsida; Poales; Poaceae
Source: RefSeq, a predicted model, not a curated record
AUGGUGCCUAGCCCUCUAGCCCGCCGCCACGCCACGCCGCCAAGCUGCCGCCGGGAUAACUCGCGCCUCCGCCAGAGAAGCCGCAGCCGCCGCGCGUUGGAGAGGCCUCAAGCCGCAACUGCACCACCGCCAGGCAGGGGCGCCGCCACCCAACACGCCCUCAGCCGCGCCGUUGGGCCCCGCCAGCCCAGCGCCGUCUCGCGCCGCGCCGUCCCGCGCCGGACGCCAACCGCGAGAAGAGGGGCAAGAUCCCCGCCGCCACCAACGCUGGCUGGUCUUUGCCCGGCGGCGCUCUCUCCAAUACAUAGAGCAGAGGACCUCAGCUGCUGCUGUUUAGUACUGCCAGCACACAUUCCACUACAGACUACAGUGCCAGCCACCCGGAGAGGGGGGGGAGAAGCAGCCAUGCGGUGGUGCUACGUGGGGAAGGCGACCAAGAUCUUCUUCGCCGUCGUGGCCGGGCUCGCCGUCGUCGGUCUCAUCGUUGCCGUCGGCGCCGUCAUCCACCGCGCCAAGUCCCAUCGCAACUCCGGCGCCGCCUGCGCCACCGCCGCCGGCGGGUGUCAGCCAGUCCCGCCCGGGACCGUCAGCCAACAGCCAUCCAUGCCUUCCACCGCGGUCACCGCCCCGCCGCCGCCGCCGAAUCCCACCUUUCCUGCCCCGGAAACCCCCUUCCCGCCGCCUCAACCCCCUCUGCAGCCGCCGCCAGCACCAAUUGCGUCGCCCUCGCCGGCCACAUUUGCGUCCCCGCCGCCUCCGGACGUGCUGGUGCCGCCACCACCAGCAAUCGCGCCACUGGCGCCAGAAUUCGCGUCACAGCCGCCUCCGGCUGCGCUGGUGCCGCCGCCACCGGCGCCGGAAUCUGCGUCACAGCCGCCUCCGGCUGCGUUGGUGCCGCCGCCGGCAUCCGCGUCACAGCCGCCGCCGGUCGCGCUGGUGCCGCCACCGCCGGCCCCGGAUGCGCCGAGCCCGACGGCGUCCUGACGCAUGUCGCCGGUUAUUGACUAUUGAUGACUCGAUCUCAGAGCAGGUUCAGGUUGUAGCGCACUGAUUCAGGUUCAGGACAUGGAAUUAGUCUGCUGUCUUUUCUUUUCAAUUGCCGGAUUAAAUCCUUCAUCACCCCCCUAUCGCACAUCGAGAUUUCACCGAUUCAAGUCGCAUCUUGUUAUAUUUGUAAUUCUGAUUCUUGUUUACUCUAUGCUGACAGUCUCGUGCUCC